AUGACAACAUAUUCCAACGAAGAACGACCUCGCAAACUUUCAUCCGCGGUAAACCUAGACCAGAACGAAUCGGUCGAGACCACGAGAGUUACCAUCGAAGAGAAUUGCACGUGUUACGCGCACUACUCCGUGUUUUUGUUUGAAAACGACGGGGAGAAAUCCCCUAGUAGGAAUGCCCUACGAUUUAGCACCAAUGAAGAAGAAGGCGAGGAACAACUCGCGCUGGCGAUAUAUGUGGGCCAACCGAACGCGCGACACGUCGCGUGCAAAGGCGUCGAUGAGUGCUUGCGAUUGAUGAAAAAUGUCGGCGAGAAGGCGUCUUUUGUGAUACCUCCUUCGUUAGGGUACGGGGAUGCUGGAAAUAUCUCCUUCCCUUCGAUACCGCCGAAGUGCGAGUUACUCGUGGAGAUUGAGCUGUUGCACGUGGAAGGGACGAAAGAGACGCCAGAUACCAAUCGAGCGGAUUUAACGUUCGAGAAACGGAUGGAGCGGUGCGAAAAUUUGAAAAAGAAAGGGAACGAGAAGUUUCGAGAUGGAUCGAAGAAAGCGGCGGUGCGGUUGUACGAGAGCGGUUUGUCGUACAUCACGGAGGAUUUGAUGCAACAGUUGGUGUUGCCAAAACACGUGGAUUUAGCGGAAGAGCUGAGAGCGACGUUGCGAUUGAAUAUGGGCGGGAGUUUUUUAGCGUUGAAGGAGUACGCGUUGUGCGUCAAGUAUUGCGAUUUGGCGAGGGGCGAAGGCGUCUGGGGCGACGCCGUGAAUCGGUGUCACUUUUUUCGCGAGAAAAAGGAAGAUUCGUGUUGGUUGACGAAACCACAACAGGUCAAGGCAAUGUUUAGGAAAGCGCAAGCGCUGGAGAGCAUGCCCGGGGAGAAAUACGAGGAAGCGAUGAGCGUACUACAGGAAGUGCACGAUAGUUUGGACGCGGAGUUGGAAAGGCGGUAUGUUAAAGCGAACGGGCGUCGCCAAGGAAACGCUCGCCAAGGAAACGCGGAAACUGUGUUUUUCAAUGCCUUGGAUCCUGAACAGCACGAGAACGCAAAAAUGUUUGAGAUGUUUCGGAGCGAUUUCUUACUUUCUGUGGAGAAAAUCAACAGAGUAACCAAGUUGAUUGAGAAGCGAGAGAAGAUGUCUAUGGCUGAGUUUUGUGGAGUGUUCGAGAAGAAGACUUGA
This is a messenger RNA of Bathycoccus prasinos, 1173 nucleotides long. RefSeq lists its product with no specific name. The record is from RefSeq and is a predicted model, not a curated record. Gene Ontology annotation, molecular function: protein binding; peptidyl-prolyl cis-trans isomerase activity. Bases 1 to 1173 code for a protein of 390 amino acids. The transcript has a single exon. NCBI's taxonomy places the organism in Eukaryota, Viridiplantae, Chlorophyta, Mamiellophyceae, Mamiellales, Bathycoccaceae.